AAAAAAUUCUGUUGUUUCCAUUUAAGCCAAUGUGUGAAAUUUAAAUUAAAAGAUUCUUUAAAGUUGGAUUUUUCCAUUUGGAUUUUAGUAAUGGUGAAGUUUCUGGAUUUCUCGGAGGCCAACACUUUAUUGUGGUUAAAGACAUGUAGUUUGUAAAACUAGAAAAUUAGUUUUUAUUUUUCUUGUUCUAAAUGGGUUAGUUUUUACCCUGCCCUUCUGUCUGGAAUGUGUCCCAUUCACUCCUCAGUUGUUCUGUCCUACUCCAGAAGACUCCCCUGCAAUGUCAGAAUUAUCCUGCUCUACUUACUUUAUUUGGGAAUUAUGAUUACUUUGCCUGAUGAUUUGGAGCUUUUCCCACUUUUUAUUAUAAUAAAUGACCUGAUGACUUUUUAGUGUUCUGUGCUAUUGUUUGUUCACAUUAGGCUUUCUUUACUAGUUUCUAUCCCUCAGAGUGCUUCUUUUUUUUUUUUUUUUAAAUUCUGCCUUUUUAGAUUAGAGUUUUGAUAACAGGGUAACCUCCAAAUCUGAAACAGUUGGAGACCAUAGUCAGAGAUGAAAAUCAUGUCAACUGAAUCGGGGCUUGAAAGUAGUUUUCUAACUCUUUCGGCUCCAUCAUCUGGCGUUCAAAUACUUAAUGGUUUCGAAUUAUACUGUACCUCUCUCUAAGGAGGAUGCUCUAAGGUCUGUCCAGUAUUUCUACUCCAGAUAUAUCAUGUAUUCCAAGGAGAAAGAGUAUCUACCCUUUUGUUCCUUUAACCAGCCAUGUGACCUUGAAUAAGUCACUUAACUUCUUGGAGUAUCAGUUUCCUUCCAGAUAGAAGGUUUCUGAGUGCUCAGCCGACAAGAGUGUUGUGAGGAGCUGGUGGCAAUCAGAUCACAGGACUUGGCUGUUGUGGAGCAGGGAAUGUCCCUUUCAGUGCUGGGGCCCCCACCCUGAGCACAGGGAUUGACACUCGGGAACUCUUUGUAGGAUGGAUAAAUAGACAAAAAUUUUAUAUAGCUAUUUACUGCCUAUAAGUCCAAGUUACUAUAAUAUUUUAAUUCAUCCUGUAUACUCCCAUACCCUAAUUCAUCCCUAAUUUUCAAAAUAUAACUACCUUCUCCCUAUAGGAUCUUUCUCAGUGUACACAUUUCUACUCCCUUCCCAGUUGACACUGCUUGUUUGUAUCACUUGUGAACUAGUUUGUAUUACUAGCUUUUCCUCCUACGAUUUGAUAUUUUAUAGUUGACACCCACAUACACACACUACCUGGAUUUUACUCUUUCUAUUUUUACAGUACUUGUUUUAUUAUAUAUCCACCUUUCCAUUCCAUCAUCUAUUAAUCCAAACUAAUUUCUUGGUGAUAUUCUAAGUACAUUUCACACAUUGGUACACUCUUUUGGGGGGGCCCUUGGCAGUGAAAGUGCAGAGUCCUAAUCACUGGACCUCCAGGGAAUUCUCUAUACUUUUAUCUAAGUGCUUGAGCAUGCAUCUCCUUAUCUAGAGUUCAAUACUUGUUUCUAGAAUUUGCACACAAUGAAAUGCAGAAAUAUUAAAAGACUACGUUGUGUAUGUGUUGAGAGCAUACUGUAUAUAUUCUGUAGCUCAUUUUUUUUCACUAUUCUGCCUUUCCCUUUAGAUGAACCCUAAUCCUUCUAAUUACUACAUAGUUUUCUAAAUAUGGGUGGAUUCAGUUUACUUAGCUAUUGAUAGAUGUCUAAAAUUUUCAUACUUUGCUGCAGUAAAUAUAUUUAGCAGAUACAUAGGAUAGAGACCUAGAAGUGGAAUUGUUAGGUAGUUAAAGGGUAUGCACGUUUUCAAUUUGAUUUAAAAAUUUAAUAAAAGCCUGGAAGUUGCCAACCAAAUAGUCUUUACCAGUUACCACCAGUAGUGUCUCCUUGUACUCUCACCUACACUGAAUAUCAUCAUUCUCUUUUUAAUUUUUGCUAGUUCCUUUGGGUAAUCAUUUUACUUUAUAUUACUAGUGAGGCUAUAUAUGAUCUUUCCAGCUAGCUGGGAUUCCGUGACCAGGGAUCGAACCCACCCCCACCAUCCACCCACAUUGGGAGCAUGGAGUCUUAAUUGAUCAUUGGACCAUCAGGAAAGUCCCUCCAACUAGCUUUCAAACUUUUCUAGGGCAAGGGUUGAAAUCUUCUACCACCUUCAUAUCUAAAUAUUUGCUAAAUGAGUGAAUGAGUGCUGCCAGAGCAUUCCUGCUGUUGGGUAAGGCUGAAGAAAGGAUGAAUGAGGUAAGUGUGUGAGAAGUUAAAGAAAGCAGAAGUUGCUCAACGUGUGUGUGUGUGUUAAAUUAGUAAAGGAACUCUUCUUUCCUGUUUGUCUUCUCUUCUGUGUGAGGUAGGAUAGUGAGAUGGUUAAGAAUCCAGGCUCUGGAAGCAGGUUUCGUGGAUUCAUAGCUGUGCAGCAUUGGGCAGUUUACUGAAUCUUUGUGCUUCAGUUUCCUUAUUUGUAAAAUAGAGAAUAGUAGCACCUUGCUUACAGGGUUAUUGAAUGGAUUAAAUUAUUACUGGUAAAUUGUGUAGAAUAGUGCUUGACACUCAAUAUAUGCUGCUGUUAUGUUAAUUAUUAUCUUUCCCUUCUGCAUAUGCAGUAUUUGAGCAUCUGUGAUGAGUGUCUGGAAGGUGAGAAAUGCAGACAAAGUUGAAAAGUACUCUAUCUUGAAGAAGCUUACAGACUUCAGGCUUCUUUAGAGGAGUGGAAAAACAUUUUGAUAACCUGGAUCAUAGGGUGGGAUUGCAAGGAUAUAAUUGGGCUGAGCACCCGAGUGACAGGCAUGCCGAAGAUGAUGGUGAAGCAGCCUCGAGGAGUCCUUGUGAGGAUUGCUUCCCCUCAGGGCAUGCACAUUCCCAGGAAAUGAGGAAAAGAGAGAUUUGGGUGUGUUUAGAAAGUUUUGUAGUGCAUCCCUGAGCAUGAGCGCAGAAUGAAGCGACGUUUGGAUGACCAGGAGUCACCGGUGUAUGCGGCCCAGCAGCGUCGGAUUCCUGGUAGUGCAGAGGCUUUUCCUCACCAGCACCGGGUGCUUGCCCCAGCCCCUCCCGUGUAUGAGGCGGUGUCUGAGACCAUGCAGUCAGCCACGGGGAUUCAGUACUCCGUGACUCCCAGUUAUCAGGUUUCAGCAGUGCCGCAGAGCUCCAGCAGUCAUGGGCCCACCAUCGCAGCGGUGCAUAGCAGCCAUCAUCACCCCACAGCCGUGCAGCCCCAUGGAGGCCAGGUGGUCCAGAGUCACGCUCAUCCGGCUCCACCAGUUGCACCAGUGCAGGGACAGCAGCAGUUUCAGAGACUCAAGGUGGAGGAUGCACUAUCCUACCUUGACCAAGUGAAGCUGCAGUUUGGUAGUCAGCCUCAGGUCUACAAUGACUUCCUUGACAUCAUGAAGGAGUUUAAAUCUCAGAGCAUCGACACUCCAGGAGUGAUUAGUCGUGUGUCCCAGCUGUUCAAAGGCCACCCUGACCUGAUCAUGGGCUUCAAUACCUUCUUGCCCCCUGGCUACAAGAUUGAGGUGCAAACCAAUGACAUGGUGAAUGUGACAACUCCUGGCCAGGUUCAUCAGAUCCCAACCCAUGGCAUCCAGCCCCAGCCUCAGCCACCACCCCAACAUCCUUCCCAGCCUUCAGCCCAGUCAGCCCCAGCACCUGCCCAGCCAGCUCCUCAGCCCCCACCUGCCAAAGUCAGCAAGCCUUCCCAACUACAAGCACAUACUCCAGCCAGUCAGCAGACUCCCCCACUCCCACCAUACGCGUCCCCACGUUCUCCACCUGUCCAGCCUCAUACACCAGUGACAAUCUCGUUGGGAACAGCCCCGCCCUUGCAGAACAAUCAGCCUGUGGAGUUUAACCAUGCCAUCAACUAUGUUAAUAAGAUCAAGAACAGGUUCCAGGGCCAACCAGACAUCUACAAAGCGUUCCUGGAGAUUUUGCACACAUAUCAGAAAGAGCAGCGAAAUGCCAAGGAAGCUGGAGGAAACUACACUCCAGCGCUGACUGAGCAGGAGGUGUAUGCCCAGGUGGCUCGUCUCUUUAAAAAUCAGGAAGAUCUGUUGUCAGAGUUUGGACAGUUCCUACCAGAUGCCAACAGCUCUGUGCUUUUAAGCAAAACAACUGCUGAGAAGGUCGAUUCCGUGAGAAAUGACCACGGAGGCACGGUGAAGAAACCUCAGCUGAACAACAAGCCGCAGAGGCCCAGCCAGAAUGGCUGCCAGAUUCGCAGGCACUCUGGAACGGGGGCCACCCCUCCAGUGAAGAAGAAACCCAAAUUGCUCAGCCUCAAAGAUUCUUCUAUGGCAGACGCCAGCAAGCAUGGUGUAGGAACGGAAUCAUUAUUUUUUGAUAAGGUCCGAAAGGCUCUGCGGAGUGCAGAGGCCUAUGAAAAUUUCCUGCGCUGUCUUGUUAUCUUUAACCAGGAGGUGAUCUCUCGGGCAGAGCUUGUUCAGUUAGUCUCUCCAUUCCUGGGGAAAUUCCCAGAAUUGUUUAAUUGGUUUAAAAACUUCCUGGGCUAUAAGGAGUCUGUACAUCUGGAAACCUUUCCAAAGGAACGGGCCACAGAGGGCAUUGCCAUGGAGAUAGAUUAUGCCUCUUGUAAACGGUUGGGCUCCAGCUAUCGAGCCCUACCAAAGAGUUACCAGCAGCCCAAGUGUACGGGACGGACUCCUCUCUGUAAAGAGGUUUUAAAUGAUACUUGGGUUUCCUUCCCCUCCUGGUCUGAGGACUCCACCUUUGUUAGUUCCAAGAAAACUCAGUAUGAAGAACAUAUCUAUCGUUGUGAAGAUGAACGUUUUGAGCUUGAUGUAGUUUUAGAGACCAAUCUGGCAACUAUCCGGGUUCUGGAAGCAAUACAGAAGAAACUUUCCCGCUUGUCUGCUGAAGAACAAGCCAAAUUUCGCUUGGACAACACCCUCGGGGGCACAUCGGAAGUCAUCCACCGAAAAGCACUCCAAAGGAUAUAUGCUGACAAAGCAGCUGACAUCAUUGAUGGUCUGAGGAAGAACCCUUCCAUUGCCGUCCCAAUUGUCCUUAAAAGGUUGAAGAUGAAAGAGGAAGAAUGGCGAGAAGCUCAGAGAGGCUUUAACAAGGUGUGGAGAGAGCAAAAUGAGAAAUACUACUUGAAAUCUCUGGACCACCAAGGCAUCAACUUUAAACAAAAUGACACCAAGGUCCUGAGGUCCAAGAGCUUACUCAACGAGAUUGAGAGUAUCUAUGAUGAGAGGCAAGAGCAGGCUACAGAAGAAAAUGCUGGUGUACCUGUUGGCCCACACCUUUCACUUGCCUAUGAAGACAAACAGAUUCUGGAAGAUGCUGCUGCUCUGAUUAUCCACCACGUGAAGAGGCAGACAGGCAUUCAGAAGGAAGAUAAAUAUAAAAUCAAGCAAAUCAUGCAUCAUUUUAUUCCAGAUCUGCUCUUUGCUCAGAGAGGUGAUCUCUCAGAUGUGGAGGAAGAGGAAGAAGAAGAGAUGGAUGUAGAUGAAGCCACAGGGACGGCUAAGAAGCACAAUGGUGUUGGGGGCAGUCCCCCUAAGUCCAAGCUACUGUUUAGUAACACAGCAGCUCAGAAGUUAAGAGGGAUGGAUGAAGUGUACAACCUCUUCUAUGUUAAUAAUAACUGGUAUAUCUUUAUGCGGCUGCACCAGAUACUCUGCUUGAGGCUGCUGCGGAUCUGUUCCCAAGCUGAACGGCAAAUUGAAGAAGAAAACCGAGAAAGAGAGUGGGAACGGGAAGUGCUGGGCAUCAAGCGAGACAAGAGUGACAGCCCUGCCAUCCAGCUGCGUCUCAAAGAACCUAUGGACGUUGAUGUAGAAGAUUAUUACCCAGCUUUCCUGGACAUGGUGCGGAGCCUGCUGGAUGGCAACAUAGACUCGUCCCAGUAUGAAGAUUCGCUGAGAGAGAUGUUCACCAUUCAUGCCUACAUUGCCUUUACCAUGGACAAACUCAUCCAGAGCAUUGUCAGACAGCUGCAGCAUAUCGUGAGUGAUGAGAUCUGUGUACAAGUGACUGACCUGUACCUGGCAGAAAACAAUAAUGGGGCCACAGGAGGCCAGCUGAACACACAGACUUCAAGGAGCCUCCUGGAGUCAACAUAUCAGCGGAAAGCUGAGCAGCUCAUGUCAGAUGAAAAUUGCUUUAAGCUUAUGUUCAUUCAGAGCCAAGGCCAGGUUCAGCUGACCAUUGAGCUUCUGGACACAGAAGAGGAGAACUCGGAUGACCCUGUAGAAGCAGAGCGCUGGUCAGACUACGUGGAGCGAUACAUGAAUUCUGAUACUACCUCUCCUGAGCUUCGUGAGCACCUGGCACGGAAGCCAGUGUUUCUCCCACGGAAUCUGCGGCGGAUCCGGAAGUGUCAGCGUGGUCGAGAGCAGCAGGAAAAGGAAGGGAAGGAAGGAAACAGCAAGAAGACCAUGGAGAAUGCAGACAGCCUGGAUAAACUGGAGUGUAGAUUCAAGCUGAAUUCCUACAAGAUGGUAUAUGUGAUCAAGUCAGAGGACUACAUGUAUCGGAGGACCGCCUUGCUGCGGGCUCAUCAGUCCCAUGAGCGUGUAAGCAAGCGGCUACAUCAGAGGUUCCAGGCCUGGGUAGAUAAAUGGACCAAGGAGCAUGUGCCCCGUGAAAUGGCAGCGGAGACCAGCAAGUGGCUUAUGGGUGAGGGGCUGGAGGGCCUGGUGCCCUGCACCACCACCUGUGACACAGAGACCCUGCACUUCGUGAGCAUUAACAAGUACCGUGUCAAAUACGGCACAGUGUUCAAAACCCCAUAACUGCAAAGCCAGAGCAGAUAACUGGAGGGGGGUGGUGUGUGUGGGGGGGCGCGUAUACUCGCACACACUGAAGAAACAAGGAAGAUGCCUUUCAAGCCUCACUGGGCCUCUCUGGGACAUGGCCACCUGAUCUGUGCGUGGCUGGUGCAACCUGGCACCAAGUGGGCUGCAUAUAAGGAACGUGUGAUCCCUCACAAAGCCGGAGUUGGAACUUUUCCCAGGGGUUUUGGGUAUUAGCCUGCCCUGGAGGGGAGGAAACCCAUGCAAGCACAGGGACACGCAGCUUGCACACACCAGCAGAGUGGAGACUGGAGCCUCUUGGGGCGACCUUCGGUGAGGGAACCGGAUGCUGUUCACACCUGGACUGGAUGGGCAAGCAUCGACUGACAGACUCGAGAAGAGUCAUCGCUUAGAUGGAUUGUAACUCUGAUGGUCACUGCUCCUUUCCUCUUCCCCCCAAAAAGGAAAAAAAAAAAAACUGGAUUGGAUUUUUUUUUUUCCUGGUCACUUGAGCACAUCUAGAUCACCCAUUAGGUUUUCUCUGGGACCUGCAGUUUGGCUUUGGGAUUGAUCAUCUUGUGGAUUUGAUUCCUGAUGAAUACCUUGCUGCCCACCCUUUCUUCUCUCCUCUGGUUCUCAGCCUCAACAAGUUCAAAUCAGUCGUCCUUUUUAGCUCCCGUGGAACUGUUUUGUACCUGCUUCUUUACUAGUCUACCCUAGUGCCAUCCACCAGCUUUACUCACACACACACACACACACACACACAAUUUUAACUUGGUUUUUCUUUUUUUUUUGUAAAUAAUGUACAUACUGUCAAUUUUUUAUUAAAAGAAAUAUGCUUUGAUGUGCUAGCAUAACUGCUCUAGCUUCUUGUGUACCAUAGUUCUAUGUGGCUUCAGAUUUAGUACCUAUGAACAGAUGUACAAGACAUUUAUUACACUUUUUACCAAAGGGAGUUACCGUUGUAGUACUUUUGUGUAAAACUUGUCUUCCUUCUUGCCCCAACUUUUUUUUUUUUUGUAAAUAAAUAAAGCUUGGUUCUUACUUAAGGAAUAAACUCUCACCACAAGUCCCUUGUCCUCACCAGAGAAUACCGUGGAGCAGGGAUUUGGGCUUCGGUUCCUUAUCUACAUACAGUACAAAAACAGGAUUUUGCUUUAAAUAGUUGGCAGUCAGUUGCACUUGUCCCAAAUCAAAAUAUCUCACAUUUUAAAAAUAGAAUUAUUCAUUCUUUUGGCAUAUAUUCUACCCCCUUAUUUCAGCUGUUUGGAAAUAUUUUACAUAUGGGUAUGUUGUGCAGCUGUAUAGUUUGUGCUUCUCUAUUUUUUCUUCCCCUCAUUGGAAAUGGGAGUGAACAGCUUAAAUACCAAACUAGUGUUUGAAAGAAGUGUGUACACAGUGUGUGAUAUAAAUGGGGUUAGGAGGGAGAAGACUUGAUACAUUAGCAACUGCAAAUGGAAUAUAUACGUAUAUAUAUUUUUUAAUUACGUAAAUUUAAAGCAGCAGAUAUUUAAACGAGUGAUCAGGAUUUUUGUAUGUGGGCAGCCUGACUUUUCUGAACAAACACCAACUGAGCCCCUCCCAGGACUUUGGUGAAUUUUUCUCCAGCAACCAUUACUCUAGUCAAAGUAAACAACGGUGUUCCUGUGUGGUUUUGUUUGCUUUUUAAUUAAAAAUCCCUAAUAUCACCACCACAAAACCACAAUUUUUUUUGCUCUGGACUUUCCUUACGAAUGGUAAGCUUAUCUGAUUUUUAGACUUGUUGAGGGGGGCAGUGGAGGGAUGGGACAGUUACAGGAGGAGACUCAGCUCACAUGUGUGAGGUGGCAGCAAAGGCUGUGGGAGGAGAUUCUGGUGAAGCUGCAGCACUGCCUCACUUGGAAGGUGUAGUGAUACUGAUGGGUUGGGUAGGAUCUUCAGGUUAUCCACCAGUAACUCAACCCAUCCCCAUCUGCUUGCUUAAGAAAGAUCCUGUUGACUUGGAGUUAAUAGGGGGAACUGAUUGAACGUGACCCAGGCAGCCCCAGCUAUUGCUGUGUCUGCAGAGGGUUAUGUCCAGAGCAGCUGCCUGCAGGUCAGGAUAGGGUUUCAGGACCAAUCCUACUAGUGCAACCAGAAGAAGGGAGCUUCACCUACAGCCAGGAUUUACAAACAGCAUUUUUAUGUCUCCUGCCUUCUGACAUCUGAACUCCAAGCUCAGCUCAGCCUAUCUUACAGCAGCAAGUUAUAUUUUAAGUCAUGUUUGGUAUUCUGUACUUAAGUCACCUUUCCCUACGAUUUGCAUUUGAAAUGUUGUAAACUUGGUCAGUAUUUCUAUUAAAACAUCAGGGGUCCGUUA
Odocoileus virginianus texanus is the source of this 9081-nucleotide messenger RNA. It is a transcript of the gene SIN3A, whose product is annotated as SIN3 transcription regulator family member A. Gene Ontology annotation, biological process: negative regulation of transcription by RNA polymerase II. Gene Ontology annotation, cellular component: chromatin; Sin3-type complex. Gene Ontology annotation, molecular function: transcription corepressor activity. The record is from RefSeq and is a predicted model, not a curated record. Lineage: Eukaryota; Metazoa; Chordata; Mammalia; Artiodactyla; Cervidae.